AUGGAAUCCACGAUCGUCCUUGUCACUGGUGCCAAUCGCCGAAUUGGAAAAGGGAUACUGGAGCUAUAUCUCAAGAAGCCCAACCACACUGUUAUCGCUGCGCUUCGGGACCCAAGCCAUUCGUCUUCCAAGGCUUUAGCCGACCUUCCCAAGGCAGAGGGCACAUCUCUGCUAACGAUCAAGAUCGAUGCAACAUCCCUGACCCACUUUCCUGCUGCCGUGGAAGAGCUGGCCAGCAAAGGGAUUGACCAUAUUGAUAUCAUUGUUGCCAAUGCUGGCAUUGCCAUCUCGUGGCCUACGGUAUCAGAGGUGAAGAUUGAGGAUAUUCAGAAGCAUGUCGAAGUCAAUAUUUACGGCUUUGUGUCACUUUACCAAGCUUUCAGAGCUCUUCUGAAGGGGUCCAAGCACCCUAAAUGGGUGACUAUUGGUUCGAGUUCUGCGUUGUUGACGAAGAAUUUUCCGGACUUCAUUCCUAUGCGGAAUGCGUCAUACGCCCCGACCAAAGCCGUUCAGCAUUGGUACACGAAGGCAAUUUCUGCUGAAGAUCCCUGGCUAAACGCGUUUGUCAUUGACCCUGGUUGGGUUCAGACAGAUCUUGGUAACCGUGGUGCCGAUACUUUCGGAUUCGAAAAGGCUGCCAUUACUGUGGAAGAGAGUGCUAGUGGAGUGGUCAAUGUGAUUGAUGUCUCUACUUUGGAGACUCAUAGCGGGAAGCCCUUCAGAUACGAUGGCAGUGAAAAAGCAUGGUAG
This is a messenger RNA of Penicillium arizonense, 750 nucleotides long. RefSeq lists its product as uncharacterized. The coding region runs from base 1 to 750 and encodes 249 amino acids. Lineage: Eukaryota; Fungi; Ascomycota; Eurotiomycetes; Eurotiales; Aspergillaceae. The transcript has 4 exons. The record is from RefSeq and is a predicted model, not a curated record.